Messenger RNA from Dibothriocephalus latus, 2907 nucleotides. The record is from the annotation of a GenBank genome assembly. NCBI's taxonomy places the organism in Eukaryota, Metazoa, Platyhelminthes, Cestoda, Diphyllobothriidea, Diphyllobothriidae.
AUGAUGAAAAGGCAGCAGCCAGCUGGGUCAGGCAAAAAUUCGUCCAACGCCAAUGAACCCAUCGUCAGUGAGGAAUAUUUUGAAGCCUGCAAUAGGUUUCAGGGCAACUUUGCUUUACGAAAUGGCCAGACCCCGACAUCAGAUGACGGCAGUUUCAUCCAGGCCAUCGUCCAGGGUGAAACAGCUCCGUCACCAGAUGUUCAUAAAAGCCGAUAUCGGAUAACUCUGGAUUAUGCCUACGAUCCAGCAGACAAAGCACUCGCCUUGGACGACUCAGUUCUCGAAGAACUGAUCCGAAUCUUGAGACCUUCCGCGGACUCCAUAGAAAACUUAAGUCAAGCAGACUUACUGGAGGGAUUAAAGCCCGUUUUACACAGCCUUCUAUCACACUUCGUCAGCAGAUCACAGUCACUGGAAGCUGAGAGGGGAUUCCGACCUAUACCAAAACCAAGAUCCUCCACCUCGUCAGUUCGACUACAUGUGAAUAGGACAGUCGAAACAAAUGAACAGGCAGAUGAGCACGAGGCUGAGCGGGUUGAUCCGGAUGAGGACCUUAAAGAAGGGCAAUCACCAGAAGAGGCCGCAGAAACGGUCACAGCAGAGGUCGUGGCCGAAUCACAGGAAAGGCUGCAAGGUUCUGGUCAAAUGUCUGCGGAGGAGCUGGAAGCUUCACCUGAGGAUGAUCAACUCUAUGCAGAACCCAUGAUCGGAGAUCAGGAAAAUCUGCCGUUUUCGGAUUCAGUGCCCGUAGAGAAGCCAGAAGCUUCCUCUGAGGAUGAUCAGCUCGACGCGGAACCCGUAGUCGAAGGUCAGGAAUAUCUGCCAUUUUCAGAUCCAGCGCUUGCGGAGAAGCCAGAAGCUUCACCUGACAAUGACCAACUCGACGCCGAACCCAGUCCAGGAGCAGUAGACUAUCCCAAUCCCGCUAGUGACCAUCAAUCUGGAGAAACAAAUGUUGCGGAAAACGAGUCCCUAAAAACUGCUCAAUCAAAGUCCCAACCUUCCGAGAGAUCGAUACCAGAACAUUCGCUUGCUAAUUCUGUCCAGGAUCCUAAUGUGAUAUCGACCGACGGCAAAGAAAUUGUUGUCGAGAGUGUCAUCGACUUGUCCUCGAGCCCCGUUGUGACCCAAGAAUUUGUACCCUAUUCAGAGGCAAACCAAGACUUUGUUCCAUCUCAGGACCUUCCAGAAGAGUCCGUCACCAAUACAAAGAUCACCGAAGACGGCAAUGGUCAAGAAAGUUUGAAUGACAACUUAUUAGUGCCCAGAGAUUCACCUUUACAUGUUCUCCAGAUAGACGCAUACGAUGCUAACGAGGUGGUUUCCCAAGGCCCGUUGGAAACCGCAGAUCAGCCUACUGAAGUUUUAGAUGCAGUUAUUCAGGAGGUGGAAGACCUUCCAGAAAGGCCUAUUCCGGAAAUUGUUCUUGACACACAACAGGUGAAUGAACUUGAAGAGGCGGACUCUAAACUCGUUAAGAUAUCCAAAAAGGUUACAAAGCGGCCGGACUCGAGGUCGCGAGGAUCUUGCGAGCACUCAGUCAUCGGAAUUCGGGCCUCAGUCGAUGGAUCAGUUCUUAAGCUGACUCAAGAGUCCGAGGUAUGCCCUGGAGACAAUUCGGAAGAUGGGGGCACAGAGAGGACAUACAAUCUUGAUGUACUAAUUUCCUGGCCGAAGAAGAGGAAGGGGUUGGAUAGCGGAGGGCAACUGGAUCUUCGAGUGGGAUUGCCUGGCGCGGAAAUGAAAGUAGCCUCUGAUGGGAAGUUUUUCGAAGUCUCCUCCAGCCCUACUACGGCUUCCAAAAAGUGCGAACCCGCGGAGUCAGACAACGAGGCUCUACCGGGAGCGGAGUACGAAAAAAAUGACCAAAAUGGCUCCUGCUCCAUACCCGAUGGAUAUACGAUGGAAGGACUGCCGAAUAUUCACACACCUGAACGUUUAUCGUUUCCCAACUCCUGGUCGCUGAAGUCCAGCCAGACUUUACCUCGACUAUCUCAUCAGAUAGGGCGUUUCCUGGUGUCGACGUAUAGACCUGGCAUUCAUGUUCAUCACAUCGAGCGAGCGGCAUACCUAACAACCAUUCGCCAGUCACCGUUCGGAGGACUAGCUGACUUAAAACCGACACUUAUCUGUCUUUCAAAUGCGGAGGAAAUUCUUUUAUUUCGCCAUGCAUUCUAUGUGAGUAAAGGUAUCCCGGAAGUUCUGCGAGAUUUUUACAGGAAGUGGAUAAAGGCCAAAAACCAAGGCGCCUCACAUGAACUGCAUCUGACACUGCGAUUGGGAAAUGGAGAGGAUGAAAGCCAUUGUGGUUUAGCCCCAAAGUUGAGCGGUCUCCCCGAACAAAUCUCAUCUGGACUAGCCAGCUCCGCGCGAAUGUUCAUAAUACGCCCACGUGUACGAAGGGUGCUCUUAGAAAUGCCUUCGACAAUUAACGGGUUUGGCUCCCCAAACCGAAAGCGUCUUGGUGUUCUUGACACCUUCAAGGGACUAAUAACAGCUUCUAGCUCCACAACUCCAAAGGCUCUCCUUUGGCAAGGGUUCCUCUCGCAUAAACACAUCAGUUACAGCCUGCAGCAGUGUGUGAGCAGACGAGUUAUUUUCUGCAAAUUCACCCUUGCCCCCGAAAGUGAAACCGCGACGGUUGAACAGCAUUCACGCCAGUCCUCUAUGUAUAGGAUUCUGAGUGCACUUUUAACUCCUAGUCUAUGCGAACUGUUUUGGCCUCCUCGUCGACCAAAACGACUUGCAAAGGCCCCUGCUAUUAUGUCCGCCUCUCAUGUGAUUGAUGGUCCGCACCGGCACAAACGUCGCCGUUCUGCAAAGCCGGAGGUGACGAAGGGACUGGCGUCUGGAGAGCAGAGUUUACGUUUAAAUGAGCUCUAUUUUCCUGAAGACUUUUACUUUUGA